CACCAAGGCACUUUAGGGGGCCGAAGCAGCUAAAACCCUGGAUGAAAAACCCCAAAAUUGAAAAUUCAUCAAAAAUUGAUGCUGUAAGCCAAAUCAUAGAAUCAGCCAUGGAAACGAAACUAUAGCAAGCUCACAUCUUCCACAACAAUCAGUUCCUUAUUCUUCUUCUCCGUCCAAUGUUUGCUACAAAAAACCUUCAAAAGCGCUGUUUUCAAACAAUCACCUCCCGUAUCAUCACCAAUUGCUCCAGGGAUGUGAAGUUGUUAAGAGGUGCGAGUUUCCCCAAUAUUACGCCAAGGUAUGCUAUCGAUUCUAGUUUUGUGAUUAGAGACGAGACAUUUCUGAGCUCAAUCAGCUCGCGCAAUUGCUUCGAUGGAUAUCGGAGGUAUUCUACUUCUAAAGGUCGGAGUAUGAGGAGUAAAGUGGAGAUGCGAAUGAAGAAAGAGUCUGGUAAAACCCUAAGGGAGAUCAGGCGAGCUAAGAAGAUACAGAAGAAGCUGAUGACGGAUGAAGAACGCCUCAUUUACAACCUCAAAAGAGCCAAGAAAAAAGUAGCGUUGCUUCUCCAAAAACUGAAGAAAUACGAGCUCCCUGAGUUGCCACCUCCACGACAUGAUCCUGAGCUAUUGACACCUGAACAAGUUCAGGCAUUGAAGAAGAUUGGUUUCAGAAACAGGAAUUAUGUUCCAGUUGGUGUUCGUGGAGUGUUUGGAGGUGUGGUUCAAAACAUGCAUAUGCAUUGGAAGUUCCAUGAAACUGUUCAAGUUUGCUGUGAUAAUUUCCCCAAAGAAAAGAUCAAGGAAAUGGCAACCAUGCUUGCAAGAUUAAGUGGUGGCAUUGUAGUGAAUAUACAUAACGUGAAAACAAUCAUCAUGUUUCGUGGAAGAAAUUACAGACAACCCAAGAAUUUGAUACCUAUCAACACCCUUACAAAAAGAAAGGCAUUAUUCAAAGCAAGAUUUGAACAAGCUCUUGAUUCUCAAAAACUAAACAUAAAGAAAAUCGAACAACAACUUAGAAGAAUGAAUGUAAACCCAGAUGAUCCAAUUGCAAUGGCUAGCAUACAAAGAGUUGCAUCAACGUUUUUCAAUGCUAUUGACAAAAGAGAAGGAAGCCCAUAUGUGUUCCAUGGUGAUAAUAAUAAAGCUAAAGAAUUAAAUGGUUUAAUGAUUAAAGAAUCAGAAUCUGGUGAAGAAGAUAGUGAUCAAGAGGAGCUUGAUAAGUUUAUAGCAGAGAUAGAAGAUGCAGCUGAUAAAGAGUGGGAAGAAGAGGAAGCUGCUGAGAAAGAAGAAGUGAAUAGGAUUAGGUAUUUGUAUAGAGAAGAUUAUGAUGGGAGGUAUACGAAGCCUGAUAUGGGUAGAAAGGCCCCACAGAGGGGUGGGGAUAGCGAGAAUGAUGAAGAUGAUGAAAAUGACGAAAAUGCCCCUGGUUAUGUGUAUGGUGCUCCGAAGGUGGAGAGAUGGAAAGAGGGUAGAAAUGGGAAGUUUGGUAAUCGUGGGAGGUUUAAGGGAAGAGAUGAAGGUAGUGGUAGUGAGGAUGAUGAGGUUGAUGAAAAUGACGAAAAUGCCCCUGGGUAUGUGUAUGAUGUUCCGAAGGUGGAGAGGUGGAAGGGGGGUAGAAAUGGGAAGUUUGGUAAUGCAGGGAGAUUUAAGGGAAGAGAUGAAGGUAGUGGUAGUGGUAGUGGUAGUGAGGUUGAUGAAAAUGACGAAAAUGCCCUUGGUUCGGAAGAUAUGUUGGAUGAAUUGGAAAGUGUUAUGUUUGAAUCUGAUGAAGAAAAUGGGAAUAAGGUGAAUAAUGAAUCGAAAUUAUUUUCAAAAUCAGAAAGCAAGGUGAAAACAGCAAAAAAUAUGGAUGAAGAUUGGGAUAGUGAUUAA
This is a messenger RNA of Lactuca saligna, 1874 nucleotides long. The record is from the annotation of a GenBank genome assembly. NCBI's taxonomy places the organism in Eukaryota, Viridiplantae, Streptophyta, Magnoliopsida, Asterales, Asteraceae.